UAUAGCGAUCAAACUAAAUCCUCAUUGUUAAUCGUUAAGAGGCGGGAUUUGUAAGCAUCCAUGAAUGGUACUUUAAUUAAUGAUUUCCAUUCAUUGCCGAAGCAAUGUUUAGCCUAACAGUUUAUUGGUUGGCCAAUUUAAACAGGAAAUUUAUUUUAUACAUAUAAUAUAUAUACUUAUGAGACUUAAACAUUUUAGUUUGAUACUUGGAAAGGUUUUGAUCUAUACAGAAAAAAAAGUGAAAAUGCAAUCGACAACAAUAUCGAUGACAUACACAUCAAUAAGUGAGAAUAUUACAGCUAAUAUAACGUCCGACAACGGUACAACAGCAGCGUCCAAGAAAGUACUGUCUCUUUUGGAUCAACUUAAUCAGUAUUCAGAGUUCAAAGCUGCCGUUGUUAUCAAUAAUUAUUAUCUUUAUAUUUUAUGUGCGUUAGGAAUUCCCGGUAGCGCAUGUGCACUCAUUACGAUAUGUCGCAUGAAACCUCUAACUUCAUCAUCUGUAUACAUGGCGAUGCUUUCCUUAACCGACGCCAUGAAUCUCGUUUUCAAAUUGUUAUACUUGCUCCUUACACUAUAUGAUGUCCGACUAUUUGAUAAUGGUUGCAGAACUAUGUUUUUUCUCGGGACAUUUCUAAUGCAUUAUUCUAAUUGGCUGUUAGUAUCCAUGACGAUUGAACGAUUUAUUGCGAUUUGGUUUCCAUUGCAAGUCACAAAGUUAUGCACUAAAAGACGAGCCUUUAUUAAUAUGAUAGUUUUGGCAAUAAUACUGAUGGCCCUAAACUUGCAAUUCUACUGGACAACAAUUGAGCUACCACAUAAGGUAUAUGUGUGGCAGUGUUCUUUCGUAGAUGAAUAUGUGCAUUUCGUCACUAAGGUAUGGUACUGGAUAGAUGGCGCUGCUUACAGCAUAGUACCUUUCAUACUACUCUUGAUAUUUAACACGAUGAUUAUUCUUGGAAUAAAAAUGGCGUCUAGCAAACAAAGAAUGCUGACUAAUAAAAUUGACAAAACACAAAAUACCGACAAGAUUAAACACCAACAACAGAUAACUGUAAUGUUAGUCAGUAUCUCAGUUGUGUUUAUUAUCUUAACUAUGCCGAACUGUGCAUUUUUCAUCAUGCAAGACUAUUGGGAUUACACCAAAGAUGUUCAUACGUAUGCACAAUACUUUCUGGUGUAUAACAUCGUAUUUUUCCUUUCGGAUCUUAACCAUGCUAUUAAUUUCUAUAUGUAUUUUCUUAGUGGUCGUAAAUUCAGGACGAUGUUUAUAAACAUGAUUUGUUGCUGCAGAAAGAAACCACUCCGUCGGCCAUAUUCGACAACAAUGACUCAGAUGAGUUCUGUGUCAAUGCGCAAUGGAUCGGCAUUCAACACUACCUUAUCCUCUCAACAGGACAUUCUGAAAAACUCGGCAAAUGGAAGAGAUCACAGCAGCAACUCUACUGUAAAUACAAUUGCUUAAAACUUCUUAAUGUAUGAUAAGAACUUGAUAUGAUUGGAUAACAUACAAAAUACUAAAUCAGUGUACAUUAGAAUGUUAUAAGUGCGUUCGAAAUUCCGUUUUCCAUUGGUCAUUGAGAAAUUACAAAUGUUGGUGAUAGCGGAUUAUUAUUUCCACUUUGUACAAGACCUUCACGCUGAGUCGGAUUUAACGAAAAAAGUCUUCAGAAAGACGAGUCACCUUAAACGGACAUAAUUAGCCGUCCAGUGUUUGUUAUUCCUCUUUAAAGUUAUGUGCUUGGCAAAAAAUCAGCAAUUACCAACUUUUAAGGCUUUUGUUUUGAAAACGGCCGGGGUUCGAACUCCCAACCUCCCACACUUUGUGCAAACACGCUACCACGACAUCAUCGAGACAUACAUGUAUCAGAUGAUAAUAAAAAAAUAUUAUAAGGUUAUAGAUAAGAAGGCCGUUAUCUCUGUAUUCUUUUGGUGUUUAUAGCAUUUUUCAGUAAACUAUUUUCAAGAGCAGGACAAAAGCAUAAGCUUAGAAUGUGCAUGAAGUUUAUUAAAAACCUUCUAUACAAAUAAUACAAUAUGGCUUUGUAUACGAACGAAAGAUAUGCUUCUGCUACAACAUCUACAAAUUAGUGCUAGACUCAUUUAUAAAUAUAUGUAUGACACGGCCAUAUGAUGUGUCAUGUUCACCAUCAAACAUCACAACGAUGUCUGCUUACAGA
Messenger RNA from Mytilus trossulus (common blue mussel), 2180 nucleotides. RefSeq names its product thyrotropin-releasing hormone receptor-like. Gene Ontology annotation, molecular function: G protein-coupled receptor activity. Gene Ontology annotation, cellular component: membrane. The record is from RefSeq and is a predicted model, not a curated record. Bases 179 to 1465 code for a protein of 428 amino acids. The transcript has 2 exons. Gene Ontology annotation, biological process: G protein-coupled receptor signaling pathway. Lineage: Eukaryota; Metazoa; Mollusca; Bivalvia; Mytilida; Mytilidae.